This is a messenger RNA of Sphaerulina musiva SO2202, 1904 nucleotides long. RefSeq names its product calcium-binding mitochondrial carrier protein Aralar2. The transcript has a single exon. Bases 278 to 1465 code for a protein of 395 amino acids. Gene Ontology annotation, biological process: pyrimidine nucleotide import into mitochondrion. NCBI's taxonomy places the organism in Eukaryota, Fungi, Ascomycota, Dothideomycetes, Mycosphaerellales, Mycosphaerellaceae. Gene Ontology annotation, cellular component: mitochondrion. The record is from RefSeq and is a predicted model, not a curated record. Gene Ontology annotation, molecular function: pyrimidine nucleotide transmembrane transporter activity.
CUCAAUUACCACCAUUCCUCCUCGACAGUCUCACCUAACCACUCCACUGCUGAGACGCCGCGUUCAUUGCUCGACCGACGUUACUAGCAGGCCGCCCCGCCGUCUCGCUCGGACGACCGACGAUAACAAAUUCACCACUUCACGCGGCGCCGCGUCGCACUCUCCUCCUCCUCUCCUCUGCCACCUCCUGCGAUCCUCACGUCCCCACCCCGAUCACGUUCUCUUCUCGAGUAUGAGAGUACCAUUACUCUCUCAACGAUAGUGCUCGCUCCGGGCCAUGCAGAACGCACGAGGUUCUGCCAUGUCUUCACAGUCCGGUGGCCCUCCAGCCGUGGUGCAGCGAUCGCCAUUCCCCAAACUCGCUAUAUGGACCACCAAGUUCUCCGAUUCCAACGUCAAUACUUUUUGUGGUGCAACGGCCGGCCUCGCCGCUGCCAUUGCCACAUGCCCGUUGGAUGUGAUCAAGACCAAGCUGCAGGCACAAGGCUCCUUCUCCAACCCAGAUUUGCAACACAAAGGCCCUCCAGUGGGUGAAAUGUACCGGGGACUGGUAGGGACGGCGAAGGUAAUCAUCCGGCAAGACGGGAUCAAGGGCCUGUACCGGGGUAUCACUCCAAUGGCAUUGGGGUACACGCCUACCUGGGCUGUGUACAUGACUGUGUUUCAGGCCGGAAGUGAAUAUCUUCGCACCAAUGGCUAUGGCGACACACCUGUAAAGAUGUUCAUGUGUCGUAUGUUUGCCGCUGUCAUCGCUGGAGGUUGCAGCACCCUCACCACGAAUCCAAUUUGGGUGAUCAAGACUCGAUUCAUGUCGCAACCCUCACGCUCAGCUUCGGACGGUACCAAGUCACUCUUGCGUUACUCCAGCACCAUGGAUGCUGCCCGCCAAAUUUACAGGUCGGAAGGUCUUGCGGCAUUCUACGCCGGUCUCGCUCCCGCCAUGCUCGGCCUCUCGCACGUCGCCAUCCAGUUUCCUAUGUACGAAUAUCUCAAAGCCCGGUUUGCUGGCCUCGAACUUGGUGUGGAAAGUAGACCAGAUGAAGUCCAAAGCCGCCAAACCGCAUGGGCAGUCACGGCAGCAUCUAUGAUCAGCAAACUUUGUGCCUCUACAGCAACCUACCCUCACGAAGUGAUCCGAACACGACUGCAGACACAGCAGAUCCUGCACCCCGAGUAUGCACACAAUGGCGUAGGUGAACACAGUCGGAGUAUCUCCAGUUCUAGGAGAAUUGCGAAUACUGACGGCGUGGCUUACCAGCCGAGGUAUCGAGGUUUGGUGUACACCUUCCGCACCAUUCUGAAAGAGGAAGGGUGGAGAGCAUUUUACAAUGGCCUGGGAACGAACCUGGUCCGCGCCGUUCCUUCGGCCGUGACCACCAUGUUGACGUUCGAGACCGUGAAAACGGCCAUUGUGGACCUGCAAAGCGAGGGCAAGGUGUUGAAGGGGGAAAAUUCCCCAGACUGAUGAGCCAAGGUUUACGAAGACAUGAUGGCGUUCGACUGUGCGCACGAGAAGAAGCAUGGCGUCAAGGAUCCGGGAGCGAUGAACAUAGAGAGAGAGAGAGAGAGAGGGUGUACAUACCUAUCGACGAAUGAUUAGCGGGCGCAAGGGUGGCGGGCUGUUCUGAUGCAUGAGCAAAGCGUGCAUUUGCUUUUUUUGUUUUUGUUCUUCUUUUUCUGCUUUUUUGUUUUCUGUUUUGCAUCUUUCUGAGCGAGCAACAGUAGAUUGACACACUGUACCGAGACCUGUUCGGCAGUGCAUGUCAGGGGCAUUUUACUACGAAGAGCGUGGCGUUUAGGUGAACAAGAGAGAAAAAAAGACCUGCCGGAGCAAGACGCAGGCAGCAUGGGAGGAUGAUUACUUUUGCUGUACCUAUCAUACCUAUCGCAAGCAUGAAUCAGGG